This is a messenger RNA of Guyanagaster necrorhizus, 355 nucleotides long. RefSeq lists its product as uncharacterized. The transcript has 2 exons. The record is from RefSeq and is a predicted model, not a curated record. Bases 53 to 232 code for a protein of 59 amino acids. NCBI's taxonomy places the organism in Eukaryota, Fungi, Basidiomycota, Agaricomycetes, Agaricales, Physalacriaceae.
AGCGCAACCCGAAUUUCAUGGACAUGUCGUCAAGGAUGUCGCUCUGUCUCUGAUGAUAUGCCCCUUCUGUGUCCUUGACUGCAGCUUGCCAGUUGGCGAGCGGAUGGGACAAUGGAUUUCACAUGAUCUCUUCGUUCCGCACCUUGUCCUUCACAUUGACGACAUUGACGAUGGGAAGUUCUGUCCUGUCCCAUCCUGUGGCUCGACCGUCUUUUCAAAGUACGGAAUAUAAUGGCACUUGAUCACAUUUCACCGCGUCCCAACGGCCCGUGCCACCAACCACCAGAACGAACAGCAACUCUAUCUCCCCAUCAAGGACGGAGAUAGAUACAAAACUGAAUCCAAGCGCAAGUGA